Molecule: messenger RNA, 3833 nt
Organism: Mercenaria mercenaria
Lineage: Eukaryota; Metazoa; Mollusca; Bivalvia; Venerida; Veneridae
Exons: 5
Coding region: 318-2339 (673 amino acids)
Source: RefSeq, a predicted model, not a curated record
UCACAUAUUAAUAUCGGAGUAGACUCCUAUUCUGUUAUUAUUUCAACGAUGUAGCUAACAGAGAAAAUAACUGUCUUAUACAGUAGAUAAUGCCGAUAUGUGGCUAGUUUUAAAGUAAAGCCGAUAUAAAAAGCAGUAUCAACAGAUCGUGGAAUAUAGCUUGAUAUCCAUUUACUAAAUGUUUUCAUUUCCGCUAAUUAUUUGAACACAUGCGCUAUUGUAGACGGGAAAAGGUGAUUUUAUUCAAGGAAAAGGAGUGUAGUUUUAGAUGGAAAUUUGUUGAACUACGAAGGAAACAUUAUACAAUAUGAUUGAAAAUGUGUGGGCAAUUUCAUGCACCCAGUUGUUUUUCAGGUCUAAUGCUGGCAUUUCUGCUUCACAUCGGUAUCAUAAACUCAGUUGAGUUAUACAAGAGCAAAUAUAUACUUCCGGUUUUACCAUCAACGCAGUACACUUUGCAUGACGUCAUUAUAUUACCUGAGAACACAGAUGUUGUUGAAGCAUCAAUUAUUUCCAGGCCAUCGUCAACAGUGUUGGCUACGCUGACUCUAACACUGGGACAUGGGUUUCGGCUUGGAAAUGCUUAUACUCUACACAAUUCCUCAUUAGAGUCAGGAUUACAAAUUAUGACCUUGAGCAAGACAACACUUGUUAUAGAACUAACGACUGGUCUGUUAAAAGUACAAUCCAUUGAUCUAUCCGGGCAAAGCUAUUAUAUGUCUACGUUUAAAGAUUAUGCGGACACAAAUUACGAUAUACAACUGUUAAUUCAAUCGACUGUAACCGACACGACUAUCAACCUUUGUAAUGCCUACAAUAAAGCCGACGAAACGGCAAUUAGUAACGAAACACAAUUUUCGCAAGAAAUUCCCAAGAUGGUCAACUGCACAACAAAGAAAUUAUUCCUUUUUGAGAGAUUGCUUUUAAAUAAGGUAUCAAAGGUGCAAGGAAUUGAGAUCACCUCGGAUCAUCCAAUUAGUAUUCUACAAGGAUAUGAGACUCGUUCGUCUUCCCUGUUCAGAAAUGGAGAGGAUUUCAACACCUUAGAGCCAGAGAAGAAUGACUCCCCAAUCAAUUGGCAUAUUAUUAAGCCUAUCUCUGACUGGAGUAAUCAAUUUGUUCUUAUUCCCAGUGAGGACAGGCGUGAGUUUAAGCUUUUGCUAAUGUCACUUGUCAAUACUUCUGUGUCCAUCCAAACUGACGAAGACAUCAUACGACUAGCUUUGACAGCGAAGACACCCGCAAAUAUCAGUAUAUCUAAUGAGCCGGGUCAUACGCUCAUUGUUACCGGAAAAGACCAAUUUUCUAUGAGUUGCGUCAAAUCAGACGAAACAAGUUGUAGAAACGAACUGCUCCCUUUUAAUGUAGACAAUAUGGCUUCCAAUACCAAUGAUAGUAACAGAAAAGGAACUAAAUCAGACGAGUAUCAGUGGGUUUAUAUAACAGAUGACACAAAGAUAUUGAUAUUUUGUCCUCUUUACAUAUGGAUAAGUUUGUAUACUUCGAACGGAACCAUAGAAAGCACUGAAGAAAUUCACUUUAACAUUAGCAGCAUAUAUAUAAAAAUUACAACUUUCACCAAUUUUAGUUACGGACUGUAUAAGAUUUCAUUUAAUGAUACGAUGAAUAAAUGUGAUAUAUUUUACACAUACAAAUACAGUUCACGUGGAAAUAGCACAACUAACUUAUAUGAUAUUAACUACACAACAAUACCUUUUUCUUCGUUUUCCAAAGUGUCUGAAAAAAGUUUGACUGUCUCUGAAAACUUCGUCACCUCAGAUACCACCUCAAGAAAAGCAGAAGACGAAAUGGGUGAUAACUUGUCUGUCAAACUAGUAGUUUCAACAGAUAAGAAUACAACAGCAGAUGACAAUAGAAAAUGGAAUAAAAGUGCCUCACUACUGUCCCAUGAUGACAUAGCAGCUCCAGCUGAUGAAAAGAGCACAAAGUCGACUGUAUCGCACAAAAUAACAAAACAGAAUAAUGAAGUGAUCGACACAACAAACAAGAAAAGUAAUAAAGUUACCGUGGAUGUUAACAACGGAAAUAGAAGAUUCAAAGCAGUAGUGGACAUUUUACAUUCAAACGAAGGAAGAAGAGAUAAGUUAAUUUCAAGUUCAGCCAAACAAAAUAAUCCAACAUACACUUACACAUUUGACAUUAAUGAAAACUUUGUUCAGGAAGGUGAUGGCAAAAGUCCUGUUGCCAUUAUUGCCAGUCUGGUGGCAGCUAUUCUGGCAGUAGGUGCUAUCAUUCUUAUAUUUUUGCUCAAAGAAUUUAUCUUACGAAGACAACAGAUACGGAAGACAAGAAUAAGACCAUUUAUAUCAUAUUAUUAACUUGAUUUGACUGUCAUGCAUGCUUCAUGGUAUCUUCAAAUUUUAAACUGUUAAAUUACAUUCGUGAUAGUGUCUCCUUGUAUUGUUUUGUUUUAGUUGAGAACUUUUAAAAUAUUUUAAGUCCUAAAAAAAUAUUAAAAACUUUAUUUAAUCUGAUAAAUUACUUUCGUGAUAGUAUCUCCUUGUAUUGUUUUGUUCUAGAUGAGAAUUGAAUAUUUCAAACUUUAAAGUUCUAAGAAAAAAGGUUUUAAUUCACGAAAUUAAUCUUUAAGGAAGUUCGCAUAAAUAUAAACAUUUUUUAUAUAAAUCAAUGGAGUCACCGUGAUUUAUAAAUUACGCAUACAAAUUGAUAUUGUCAGUCUUUAUUUAUUUAGAUAUUGAAUCCGUAAUAAUAGUCGGCAAUGUACGUGUGAUUAAGGACUGUGAAAUAAUAAAAAGUUUCAUGUUGUCGGUUUGAACUUUUGUGGUUUCGCAUAGAACGGCUUUUGUGUGCGGAUACGAAUUCGUGGAUUUUAAGUUUUGAAGAUAAAAAUCAGGAAAUUUUUAUUUGUUUGAUGCAAUUCGAUUUCAGUAAUUACGUAACCAUGAAAAAUUAGUCGUCCACGAAAAUUAAUGAUUUCAUAGUAUUCACAUAUGCUAUUUCGGCAUUCUUCGGUCGUAAAUUUUGCUCAAACUGGCACGUGAUUUUACGUGCUAGCAAGGGAAUGCCGAAAUCGCAAGCAGAGAGAAUGUAAUGGAAUUGAAAUUGUGAAACAACUGUCUUGUUGCCACUCAUAGGGUAAGUCCAAUCCUCAAUUCUUCUAUAUCAUUCUAAUAAAAGUAAAUAAUGUUUUAGCAAAGACUUAAAUUACAAAUUUACAUCACGUGAAACAUUCUGCUUCAUCAGAAUAAAUUUCAUUUCAGGCAGUUAUGUGAAUCAAAACGUAUACUUUUUUUGAGUAAUUGAAACAAAAAAAAAUCUUGUUCAAUGAAAUAGUAUCUAGCUUUGUCAUAGAUAUGCAUCUGGUUUGAAAUCAAGCAUCCGAUCAACUAUAUAACUAACUGAAAAAAAAACAAAAACAUAAAAGUUACUAUUUGCGAUGUAGUCCAAAAUUAUAGAUGACACUUUGGAAUUUGUAAAGUGCCUACCUAUCGUUUGCACUACAUGUAUGUAAAAUACAUGUAUCGGAUAAACUGAUACAAUCUCGUAGUACUUAUUUAUAGUGACAGUAUGAAUUAUGUCCCCCUUAGUACACUGAGUAAGAAUAGUCUUCUUUGAAACAUGUGCAUUAAGUAUUGUAAUACAGACUUCCUUACUGAAAAGUGAAAGGUGAAUAAUUUUCUCACCGACAGCAGAAUCUAAUGACCUGAUAUAUGUCAAUGCCAUAUAUAUAAGAUGUCGUGCAUACUUGUAUCAAAUAGGCUUUAAUGCGUUCUGUUUGGAUUUGAAUUUGUAUAUAUCUGGAAAUUAACAGUGUUGUUAGUUGUUUAAAUAUCUAUUAAAUGUAAUGCUGA